This is a messenger RNA of Aureococcus anophagefferens, 402 nucleotides long. RefSeq lists its product as hypothetical. Lineage: Eukaryota; Pelagophyceae; Pelagomonadales; Pelagomonadaceae. The coding region runs from base 1 to 402 and encodes 133 amino acids. Gene Ontology annotation, molecular function: dynein intermediate chain binding. Gene Ontology annotation, cellular component: cytoplasmic dynein complex; cytoplasm. Gene Ontology annotation, biological process: microtubule-based movement. The transcript has a single exon. The record is from RefSeq and is a predicted model, not a curated record.
AUGCAAGACGAUGGGCCACGACCAGGCCAGCAAGUGAUUGAGGUGGUCUUGCCGACUUAUUCCAUGAACCCAACCGAGGUUGAGAAAUUCUAUCCUUCUGAAGCGAAGCAGAUAUGCGAACGUGUCCUCACGGGCCAGCUUGAAAACGCCACAUAUGACGACGAGUCCGCAAAAGAGUGGAUUCUCUUGAUUGGAAACACCAUCAAGAGUGAAAUCAAAUCCCUGAACAUUCCCCGCUACAAAGUUGUUGUCCAGGUGACCAUUGGUCAAAUGAAAGAUCAGGGUGUGAGUGUGGCUUCUCGAUGCCUAUGGGACAUCAGCAAUGAUAAUUACGCCUCUGUCAACUACACCAACGAGACCCUCUGGGCUAACGUGAUGGUCUUUGUUAUUUACACAGACUGA